Messenger RNA from Perkinsus marinus ATCC 50983, 390 nucleotides. RefSeq lists its product as hypothetical. The coding region runs from base 1 to 390 and encodes 129 amino acids. Lineage: Eukaryota; Perkinsozoa; Perkinsida; Perkinsidae. The record is from RefSeq and is a predicted model, not a curated record. The transcript has 4 exons.
AUGCAGAUGUUACGAUUGGUCGACUAUCUAGUCUGGGCGAGCACUACUUUCACGGCAUCAGAGGAUCUCGGCAGUCUAGAGUCGGUCGUUAGGGUGAUCGGAUUGGACGCUAAUGCGGUUGAGGAGCUCUGCAGGGCUGGGGCUGCCCAGAGGCCGGAUAUGGUCAAUCAGAGCCUCUCUCGAGUCGUCACUCGUCUGCGUGCUGUCAAAUGCCGAUCGUCGGGGAUGCGACUGGCUGUCACCGAGCUACGGUCACACCUGUUGAGCAUUCAGAACGACGGUGUCUUUCGGCGGUCUCAACCAUCGACCGCUCCUUUGCCGUCCUGGAACAACCCCGGAAACGCCAAGUCACCUUUGAUGAGUGGAUCGUUGAGGAGCUCACUGGGUUAG